AUGCAGGCGUACAUGGGCCCGAGUCUGUUCCAGCCGCACCGCGCGCGCCAGGCCAUCCGCGACGCGCACGAGAAGAAGAUCCCGUGCAUGAUUGGGUACUAUGCCGGGCUCAGCUCGCUGCCCAUCACGCGCUUUCUGGCGCCGAUGGGCUAUGACAUUGUCUGGAUCGACUGGGAGCACACCUCGUGCGGUGUCGAGACCAUGACGUCGAUGGUUCACGAGGCGAUGUUCAUGAGCGCGGGGCGCACUAUUCCUUUUGUCAGAGUGCCCGGGCACGACCACGCGGCCAUCGGCUUCGCGCUGGACGCGGGCGCGAGCAUCGUCAUCCCGCAGCUCGAGACGGUCGAGCAGGCCAAGCACGUGUGCUCGGCGGCCAAGUUCGGCACCAAGAACCGGGGCACACGGUCGGCGCCGCCGUUCCGCAUGAUCCCGGGGCUCACCGACAUGGGCAUGGACGGGCAGCGCGACGUGUGGCAGAACCUCAACGACCAGGCGGCCAUCAUGGUACAGAUCGAGUCGCUCGAAGGCAUCGAGAACCUAGACGCCAUCCUGACCGAGUGCCCGGAGAUCGACGUGGUGUGGCUUGGUAGCCUCGACUGCCGCAUCAGCAUGAACCUGCCGGCCAACUUCGGCCAGGGCAGCGAGCCCGAGUGGCUGGCCGCCGUCGACAAGUUCAACGCCACGCUCAAGAAGCACAACAAGCCCCGCGCCGGCUUCUGCAUGGGCUCCGGCGAGGAGCUGGCCAAGGCCGCCGAGGACAAUGUCAUCCUCCUCCAUGCCGCCGACGUCAUGCAGUUGAUGGGCAUGGCGCAGCAGCUUGCCGCCGCGAGGCAGGCCGUGGCGCUCAAGAAGGAGUAA
Chaetomium strumarium is the source of this 858-nucleotide messenger RNA. Its product is annotated as Pyruvate/Phosphoenolpyruvate kinase-like domain-containing protein. Gene Ontology annotation, cellular component: cytoplasm. The transcript has 3 exons. NCBI's taxonomy places the organism in Eukaryota, Fungi, Ascomycota, Sordariomycetes, Sordariales, Chaetomiaceae. The record is from RefSeq and is a predicted model, not a curated record. Gene Ontology annotation, molecular function: aldehyde-lyase activity. Bases 1 to 858 code for a protein of 285 amino acids.